CAAGCUCACAAGACAAGAAGAAGCUAAUGUCUGUUGGAAUGUCUGAGGCCUCUCUCCAUAUAUAGCCACUACCAUCUCCGUAUCUCCAUCAACUCACCAUAAACCUUCCAUCUCUCAUAGUUCAAAGAUCUCGCAUCCUGCUUCUUACACAGUCGUUGGAUCCAGCCAAGUCUGCUGAGACAACAUGAUCAGUCCUAAGAAGCUCAUCAAGCUCGCCAAGAAAUGGCAGAAACUAGCAGCAAAAGGGAGAAAAGGGAUUUCCUUUCCAAGAACCGAUGCAGAAGGAAAAAGGGAAGUAGCUGAUAAAGGGCACUUUGUGGUCUACAGCUCCGAUCUGAAACGGUUCAUGAUACCAUUGGCUUACAUAAACACCCGCAUAUUUCAAGAGCUUCUUGAGAGAUCCGAAGAAGAGUUUGGGCUUUCAAGUGACGGGCCGAUCAUGAUGCCAUGCGAUUCCGUCUUCAUGGAUUAUAUACUCUCCGUUGUUCGAAAAGGCGUGUCAGAAAGUCUGGAGAGAGCUCUACUUGAUUCAGCUGCUACAUAUUGGUGCUUGCUAUCGGCUUCAUCCUGUCAAGAACUAAAUAGCCGACAUUCGCUUGUCCCUGUGUACUGAUUGGAGAAGAGUUACACUAUUGUAUAAUACGUAGACAGAUUUUGAAAUAACAUUCUUCACAGCAGAUUUUAUGAUA
Messenger RNA from Punica granatum (pomegranate), 689 nucleotides. Lineage: Eukaryota; Viridiplantae; Streptophyta; Magnoliopsida; Myrtales; Lythraceae. The record is from RefSeq and is a predicted model, not a curated record.